Branchiostoma floridae (Florida lancelet) is the source of this 4738-nucleotide messenger RNA. RefSeq names its product maltase-glucoamylase, intestinal-like. Gene Ontology annotation, molecular function: carbohydrate binding; alpha-1,4-glucosidase activity. Gene Ontology annotation, biological process: carbohydrate metabolic process. The record is from RefSeq and is a predicted model, not a curated record. The coding region runs from base 322 to 3180 and encodes 952 amino acids. Lineage: Eukaryota; Metazoa; Chordata; Leptocardii; Amphioxiformes; Branchiostomatidae. The transcript is spliced from 25 exons.
AUAUCUGUCAGUAGAAACUACUAUUCCAAAUUCGAGACAUUUUGAAUUACUUGGAAUUUCUAUGUAUUACACCCCUUUAGCCAAGUGCCCACCCCAUAUCCCUCGGGAAUUACAUUGGCGUGUUCCUCACUAGCAUAUUUGAUUAGUGGGCCAGGCUUUUUUAGUUCCACAGUUAUAUUGCCUGUUAUUGACAUUCGACGUACACGUACCGUACCUGGUACUGAAUACAACAACACAGUCUUCACGUCGUAUGUUUCAAGGAUCGAGGCAUUCUUCAAGAAUUUUGACACCAUCUCCCUGUAAACGGGCCUGUCGUCCACCAUGAUUCUGCUGACGUCAGCACUCUUCUUCGUCCUGGGUCACGUGAUGUCUCAGACUCCGGAUAACGACCGGAUCAACUGUUACCCCGAGAAAGGUGCAGUACCGCUCCAGACCGCGUGCGUGUCAGAGCGCGGCUGCACAUGGGCCAACGAUACCGAUCAUCCAAAGGUCCCCAUCUGCCACUACCCUGCCGACUACGGGUACGAAGUCACGUCCAAGACCAGGACGGUUCACGGGUACCGGGUACAGCUGCGGUGGAAGACGGGACAGAGCUGUGCGUUCAGCACACCGGUCCAGACCGUCACACUGGAUGUGGAACACCAAACCAAUAACAGGCUGCGUUUUAAGUUCUAUGACCAGAGCAGCCCGCGGUACGAGGUUCCUAUGGACAUGCCUGGUCCGGAUACAGCAGCCUCUCCGGAGUAUGAGGUCGGGAUUCCGGAUUCCGGACUCUUUUACAUCAACGUAACUCGGAGGGACACCGGCACCGUCAUUUGGGAUUCUUCCUUUGGUGGCUUCACCUUCGCAGAUCAGUUCCUACAGAUCUCCACCAAGCUGCCGUCCCGGUACGUGUACGGUUUCGGGGAACACGAGCACGCCACGUUUCACCACGACCUGAACUGGCGCACGUGGGGCAUGCUGACACGGGACGAGUCUCCGGGACCGCCAGUCCAAGAGACGGCCGCUGACGGUACGAUGUAUGACGUAGAGCGGAACAACUACGGAGUACAUCCAUUCUACAUGGCGAUGGAGGAGGACGGGAACGCUCAUGGCGUGCUGCUGCUCAACAGCAAUCCGCAAGACGUGACGUUCCAACCCAAGCCUGCCCUGACGUUCCGUACGAUCGGAGGCGUGCUGGAUUUCUACAUGUUCCUGGGACCUAGUCCGGAGGAGGUGGUGCAGCAGUACACACAGGCGAUUGGGAGACCGUUCAUGCCGCCAUAUUGGUCUCUGGGUUUCCAGCUCUGUCGCUAUGGUUACAAGAACCUAGAGCAUAUCCAGAAUGUUGUCGACAGCAUGAGGAACUACAACAUCCCACAGGACGUGCAGUACGCUGAUAUAGACUACAUGGAGCGUCAGCUUGACUUCACUCUGGACCACACCAACUUUCACGGCCUCCCUGCCUACUUCAGACAACUGCAGGACGAAGGGAUGAAAACCAUCAUCAUUCUGGACCCGGCUAUUAGUAAGAACGAGACCAACUACCCAGCCUGGGACAGGGGCGUGCAGAUGGACGUAUGGAUAAAAAACGAGGACCAAAGUGGACCGGCUUACGGGAAGGUGUGGCCGGAAUAUGCGGACGAGUUUCUACCAGGAAAAAUGGAGAAUGCUUCAUGGGACUUCCAGGUGGAGAACUACCGUUCGUUGGUUGGUUUUCCUGACUUCCUGAAGCCGUCCACUCACGACUGGUGGCACGAACAGAUCGUAGACUUCUACAACGACCCGACAGAAGGCAUCAGAUUCGACGGGAUAUGGAUCGACAUGAACGAACCCGCUAACUUCAUUCCCGGAAACUACGACCCGACAACCAAUUCCGGGAAGUGUGGGAACAACAUAUGGAACAACCCUGACUACACGCCUUGGGUGAUGGGAGAUCUGUACAGUAAGACUAUCUGUAUGGACGCGCAUCAGGAGGGGACAGACGGCACUACUUAUAAACACUACGAUGUUCACAACCUGUACGGCUGGAGCCAGACGCCUACUACACUCAGGAGUGCCCGCGUAGCGACAGGGAAGCGGAGCAUCGUCGUGACCAGAUCCACCUUCCCCGGCAGCGGCAAGAGCGGGGGACACUGGCUGGGCGACAACACCAGCAAGUGGGACCACCUCCAUAAGUCUAUCAUCGGUAUGCUGGAGUUUAACCUCUUUGGAAUCCCAUACAUCGGUGCAGACAUCUGCGGAUUCUGGGGCGAGCCAGACCGUGAGAUGUGUUGGCGCUGGAUGCAGCUCGGGGCGUUCUACCCUUAUAGCCGCAACCAUAACCAGAAGGACGUCAUAGCGGAACAAGACCCGUCUGCCUGGGGUCCGGAGUUUGCCGAAGCUUCCCGAGCGGUACUGUUAACCCGUUACCGCCUACUGCCCUACCUCUACACGCUGUUCUACGAGGCGCACACUAAGGGGUCUACUGUUGUCCGACCGCUGUUACACGAGUUCCGCACGGAUAGGAACGCCUGGACGGUGGACAGACAGUUCUUGUGGGGCCCAGCCCUUCUCAUCUCACCGGUACUGGAACAGGGUGCAACCAGUGUGACUGCGUACAUGCCUGAUGCCAGGUGGUUCGACUACUACACGGACAGUGAAGUCAGUUCCUCCAGCCGUGGCAGUAACGUGACAAUCCCGUGUGAUAUGGACUGCAUCCCUCUGCACGUGCGGGGCGGGUAUGUCAUCCCAACACAGGAGCCCGCAACCAACACAAAAACAAGCCGACAGAACAAGUUUGAGAUAUUGGUAGUGCUCAAUGAUGACGAGUCAGCGGAAGGUCGGUUGUUCUGGGACGACGGAGAAAGUGCCGACACUAUUGAAAGCGGAGAUUACUUAUUGCUGGAGUUAAGAGCCAAUGCGGGCGGUUUUACCACGAUCGUCACACACAAAGGGUACCAGCCAGACAGCACCACCACGAUCGGCAGUUUGAAGGUGCUCGGCCUGAAGAGCACGGUGGGGGAGGUAAAACUGAACGGCGUGAGCACCUCCCGAUACACGUAUCGGCAAAACGUACUUCACAUCACGGGCAUGAAUAUAGACCUGGCUGCCAGUCACGAGAUUAGGUGGAGCAAGACCACUUCAGCUGCAGUACACCUUAUACCCGCAAGAUGGCAGCUGCUGUUCGUUUUUGCUGUCCUCUGUGCUUUACUGACGUGAAAACGUUAUACGAUGAUAUUGUGUAUUUGAAAAUUAAGAUUUGGAGUUAGAAAUUAAGCAUAAGUUAGACCUUUUGUUGAUUCGAUUAUGUGGAUGAUAUCAUCUGGCAACUUGAUAAACUCAGGCAAACUCAUGCAAACAUUCAAUACGAAUAAAAAAUAGCGAAACAAAUGACAGAGUAUGCUAUACGAAACAAUGGAAUCUCCAUUCUCGUACAUGUUAUUUUUCAUCGUCCUCCUUGACUUUGACAUUUACUUUGGCAUAAGUAUUCGUUUUCCUAGGUGACGUUUUCAGUUUACGGCAUACAUGUUCUGCAGCUUUGUACGAUUUAUGGCAUUGUCAAAUGUUAGCCAUGUUUUCAAGUUUUUAAUAACGUGUAGAGGUUGAGAUUUUCUAGCUUUACUUUUGUAUGGGGCUGAAAUGAAUCUGUUUGUUACAACAAAUUAGAAACAAUGACGUGUAAGCAACACUGACACCGUAGCCUUGCUGUAAGCCAAAUGAUUAGCCUGUCACAAUUUGAAAAGCUCAUACGAAAGCCCGUACGAAAAGGCUUAGCAAGUCCUUCCUUCAUUGCGCCAUCCGUUUCUACAACAAGACAGUUACACAGUAGUGCCAUCUACACUAAGACAUUAUAUACACAGUUUGUAACUCGGUACUGUUUUUCAAACAUGUCGAUUUUAAUCAAUUAUCAAGUAUGCUAUGAACAUGUUAAAGGGAAUCUAAAAGUCAUUGUUUGUAUGCGACUAUUAUUCUUAUGUGUUUUGUAAAGCCUGACAUGUGUAAUAAGGUCGAAAUUCGGGUGAAUGUGAGUUUGCCAGCGAGAACCUUAAUGAAUAAAACAUUGAUUGAUUGAUUGAUUGAUUGAUUGAUUGAAACCGGAGCCCGGCCGUGGGCAGUAUGAUGGAACAAAAAGGAUAUAGAAGAGAACAAAACACGUAAAAUAUGGUCAUAAAUGUUUGUAUGAAAUUGUUACAGAGAUUGCAUUGUGAAGAUAUUUUGUACAUGAUCACUGUUUAUCUGUACAUCUUAAUGAAAUACAUCUAAGCAUAAACGUAGAUCUGUGUUAGUAACCCCGGUUCACCAUUAUCCGCGGGGUAACCUAUAUCCAUUGUUUCAUAGAACAGGGAAAUUAGGGACAUCAAGUCGACAGAAGAUGGUUCAAACUGAAAUAUUUUGAAAAUUUUACAAUUUUAAACCCUCCUUUUAAAACAUCGGACACAGGUUACCAUUAACGAAUAAAGGAGAACCAGGCUGAGCGUUAAACAACAUUAUAAAGAAGCCUAAACUUCAUAUAGACAGCACUUUGAAGAAUUUAGCAGAAUAGACCGUCUACUGCUAACGUUAGUUCACCUUUAUCCACGGGGUAACCUAUAUCCGUUGUGAUGGGGGACAGGGUAUACAGGGAUGUCAAGUCGACGGACGGUAGUUUUAAAUUGUGAUAUUUUCAAAAUAUUGCAGUUUGAAACCACCAUCUGUCGACUUGAUACCCCUAAAUACAUUGUCAUUAAAAAGAACAGAUAAAGGUUACCCUACGGAUAUAGGUGAACUAGCGCUGUAU